GGAAGCUGUGUCUGUGUUGAUGAUGUCAGCAGAAAAUACCAACGAAGGUUUCCGUGGAUUCUACUGUUUCUAGGAGCUGGUGCUGUUGGGCACCUGGUGUUUGCCGCCACCUCCUUCUUCUUUUUGCAGCUGUGCUGAAAAGGCCAACCCAAAAUUAAUGAGUAAACAGGUCCUGUGAUACUCAUGCAGCACAUCUGAAAAAACAUGAAAUUCGUGUUACUUGCAGCCAUUGUUUGGUGUAUCCUAAUACCACCGUCUGAGGCCAGCAAGGCCUUUGAGGACAUCCGCUGCAAGUGUGUCUGCCCACCAUACAGGAAUAUUAGUGGACAGAUUUACAAGAAGAAUGUGUCCCAGAAGGACUGUAACUGCCUGCAUGUGGUGGAGCCUAUGCCAGUGCCAGGCCAUGACGUCGAGGCAUAUUGCCUGCUGUGUGAGUGCAAGUAUGAAGAGCGAAGCACCACCACCAUCAAGAUCAUCAUCAUCAUAUACCUGUCUGUGAUUGGAGCCCUUCUACUCUACAUGGUCUUUCUGAUGGUAGUGGACCCCCUCAUCCGCAAGCCUGAUGCCUUCACUCAGCGCCUGCACAACGAAGAAGAGACUGAGGAUACCCACUCGUUGGCAGCUAUACGCCCUUCUGCUGGCACCAGGGCGAACACAGUGUUGGAGAGAGUGGAAGGAGCCCAGGAGCGGUGGAAGCGUCAGGUGCAAGAGCAGCGGAAGACGGUGUUUGAUCGGCACAAGAUGCUGAGCUAGAGCUCACUGGGAGUUGACAACACAGGAGUGGGCAGCGGCUGCUGGUUAGCUAGGCAGAUGAUUUCUGUUAGCCAAUACAAACCCCAAGGCCUGUAGUUGAAAUCUGUUGCACCUGCCCUUUCGAGUUUGUUUUUGCUUGUUUCCUCUUCUCCACCCCCCACCCCCUUCAGUCCCGCCCCACAUCCAAGAACAAGCUACAUGGAAGCAAGCCACCAGCUGCAUAUCCCCAAAUCUUCCACCCUUAAGGCAGGAGUGUCCCCUACAUCUGCCCCCUUGUCUAAAACUAUGCUUCGCUCACCAAGCAGUGAGUAUUGCCGCUUGAUUUCUGUGUGAUCUGUGGAAGAGGGAAAGACCAACUUUUAGCUGCAGUAUGUAUCUGUUUGCCUUCCGAAGUUAUAAAUAACGGCAAAUUUUCCUCUGGGUCCAGUAACCUGCCCGGCACCAAUCUCAUUUACCGAUGAAAAAUGUGGCACUAGGGUUUGUUGGUUUGUUCAUUUCUUGUUUUAUAAACCGGUGGCUUGGUUUUCAGCUUGAAAUGGGUGUAUUAUUAAUGGAGCUGGAGUGGCAACAGCCUUGUUUGCUCCCCUGGCGUUAAGCUAAUGUAUGAAUCUUCAUUACAGCAAAAAGCUUACAGAGAAGUGGUCUGGUCUUACAUAGAGAAGAUUGGUUUGGGGAUCUGUCACUGUUUAUUGAAAGAUGAAAUGUUGGAAAUUAGUUUAGGAAAGGGAGCGGUUAUGUUUGCAUCGUGUGCCCUCAUAGGCAAUUCCUUCAGGGACUCUUUUCAGGCAAGGUUAAACUUGCACCAUAGAAACACAAAGAAGCAAGUUAGCAGAUUCAGAUGUAAUGCUUAGCACUUUGUGAAUGAGGCUGGGUGAGGUUUGGCUCCCCCCCCCCACACACACACACACUCCAGAGAGACCAAAGGCCAAUAGAUUUGUGCAUGCCUCUUUCACAUACAAAUUGAUGGCUGUUUGUUGCAUUCCCUUUGCAGACAACAAGAGUUAACUGCUCCUUAGGUUAGACCAGAGGUGGGCCAAAUGCAGCCCCCACCUCCCUGCUUCCAAGUUCUGGGAAAUAAUUUGAAAACAAGUUAAAUUUGUCCCUUUCAGUACUCCAUAGUGCUACAAAAAUGCUCCAUCCCAUGGAAGGGUUGCACCUGCAGAAAGUUUUGCACAUGUUAACUAUCCAGUUUGUACUGUAUGUAAAGUCUUCGAGACUUGUUCCUAUGUAUACAAAAUGGGCUCUUUAGAUUUGUUGGCUCUCCCACCCCCUUUAUGGAACCUGUUUGCAUGAGCAUCUUAGGCAAGGAGACCCCUCAAUCUUCUUGUGGAAGUCUGUUCAGUGGGUUGUAUCCAUUGGUAAUCUCACCUAAGUCCUAUUCAUUUCAAUGGGUCUACUCUAAGAAGGACUAAUAGUGGAUACAACCCAGCAUACAGAAACUGAUCUUUGGAUCCCAGUAUAAAAAGUCACCUGGAAAGAAAAAGGAUUAACGUGUUGGAUUUUAAUUUGGCUUCACAGGGUGCCAGUUCAAAUCUGGGUAUUUGUUCACAGUGAUAUUCAAGUCUGCAGAAGCUGUUUUGUUUUAGUUUGGCUUGAGAACAGAUUGUUUGUUCUUAUGGUACCCACAGCAGUUUCUCCAGGCAGCGUUAUGUCACUGGUGGAGGGGAGGCAGCGUUAACCCUAGUGCACCUCUGUAACAUAAUGUAUUAAUGGUUUCUCAAAUGGAAAAAGUCAACAGCAAGCGCUCUUUAAGGAUGGCCUGUAUUCCUUCUGCAUGAGAAAGUGUUGAUGUACUAAAUAAUCGGUUUUGUUUAUUUCCCUUGAGGGAUCUCUGGCAGAUUGAGCCAAUCCUUGUUACUAUGCAGUAUCUUUUCAUUAAACAAAGAAACUGGUGUGUA
Elgaria multicarinata webbii is the source of this 2651-nucleotide messenger RNA. RefSeq names its product transmembrane protein 9 (gene TMEM9). The record is from RefSeq and is a predicted model, not a curated record. The transcript has 7 exons. NCBI's taxonomy places the organism in Eukaryota, Metazoa, Chordata, Lepidosauria, Squamata, Anguidae. The coding region runs from base 205 to 753 and encodes 182 amino acids. Gene Ontology annotation, cellular component: lysosomal membrane.